CCUUUCACUCGCUCGAUCGAUAUUAUCCAAGCGCGAACUCGAUCGAUAUUAUCCCCCCUUAUCGACACUCUGCUAACCGUUUCCUCCCCUUUUUUGUCUCUGAACGCAGCCCAAGCUAAACGGAAGAAGAAGCAGCCCAGGCCGCUGUACAGUAUCGAGUACUCGCAGCCGGAGCCAGCGAUCCACGACGACAGCGUGUCCCCAAAGCCGAUGACUCCUCGAAGGGUGAAGAGGAGGUCGGUGAUCUCGCGGGACGGGACGAGGAGGUCGAGCAGAAGGAGCUCGGUGAGGCAGUCGCGCAGGAAGAACCCCGUGAACAGGAUCAUGGACCACCAGGAGAGCCUGUACGCGAACACAACGGCCAGCAAUCUGACGAAUCAGAACGUGAACUCGUUGUCGCAAGGCACCCUAAACUACGACCGUAUUUCGAUGAGUUGGGACAGGGACAGGAACUCGAACUGGCAGCCGGAGGCCGUGAACAUGGCCGUGUCGACCCCGACCUUGUGGAAUCACCAUCACCACCACCACCAUCAUCAUCACAAUAAUCAUCCCUCGAACCAGGAUUCGUCGGCCAACAAUUACUCGAACUCGAGCGGCAACUGCACGGCGUCUGGCCAGAGUUAUCCCAACUGGGAUGCGAACAGCUCGACCAGGAAUCUCACCGACAAUUGGCAGCCGAGCGAGUUGAGCCCGAUGCAGUGGCAAGGGCAGAGCAACCCCACCUUCCAGCAGACAAGCACCCAGAGCUUGAACUCUGGCGAGGAUUUGGACGAGAUUUACAAUAACAGGCCGGCGAGCGCCAGGUCGAGUUACAGCAAUUAUCACGGGGUGAGGGCGACGCCCCAGGUCCCCAACAGGAGCGAUAUCGUCAGGCAGAGCCAGAGACAGUUCGUUCUCAGCGGGCCUCCCGCUUAUCAGGACACCGUGAUAUGAAGAGAUCGAGGGGAUAUUCGGGGAGAGACCUGCUCGAUCUUUUCUUCGGAUCGAGUUAUAGUCGUUGGAGAUUCGUUGUUGUUUCUCAUUUUUCAAGUAGCUUUUUUUAACCCUUUCGCUACGGGCGUCUUCCCCACCAAAAAUGUGUACGGUGCUCGAGAAAGAUCGUCAGCGGCCGUGUUCAUGCCUCUCAUGCUGCAAUCCGAGUUGCUUUGACGGUUUAUUAU
Apis florea (little honeybee) is the source of this 1160-nucleotide messenger RNA. It is a transcript of the gene NKAIN, whose product is annotated as sodium/potassium-transporting ATPase subunit beta-1-interacting protein. Lineage: Eukaryota; Metazoa; Arthropoda; Insecta; Hymenoptera; Apidae. The record is from RefSeq and is a predicted model, not a curated record. Gene Ontology annotation, biological process: regulation of sodium ion transport.